Molecule: messenger RNA, 2516 nt
Organism: Amphiprion ocellaris (clown anemonefish)
Lineage: Eukaryota; Metazoa; Chordata; Actinopteri; Pomacentridae
Exons: 3
Coding region: 1347-1982 (211 amino acids)
Source: RefSeq, a predicted model, not a curated record
GAGACAAGGUCAAACCAAAACAAACUGAUGAUGCUGGAGGAGAUCUGACGUUCUACUAGUGGUAAACAGUCGUUGUUUACUACUAGUAGUAAACAAACAGUCGCUUACUUUCACCGUUUUACUGUGAGAAGAAAACACAACGUUCAGUCAACCAGAGUCCAUAAAUAAAACAGGAAGGGAAGGAAGGAUAGAUGGAAGGAAAAAAAGGAAGAAAGAUUAGAUGGAAGAAAAAAAGGAAGGAAGGAAGGAAGGAUAGAUAGAUAGAUGGAAGGAAAAAAGGAAGGAAGGAUAGAUGGAAGAAAAAAGGAAGGAAGGAAGGAAGGAAGGAUAGAUAGAUGGAAGGAAAAAAGGAAGGAAGGAAGGAUAGAUGGAAGGAUGGAAGGAAAGGACAGAUGGAAGGAAGGAAGGGAAGGACAGAUGGAAGGAAGGAAGAAAGGAAAGAUGGGAGGGAGGAAGGAAGGAAGGAAAGGACGGAUGGAUGGAUGGAUGGAUGGAAGAAGGAAGGAAAGGAAAGAAGGGAGGAAGGAAGUUAAAGAUGGAAGGAAGGAAGGAAGGAAGGAAAGAUGGGAGGAAGGAAGGAAGGAAGGAAGGAAAGGACAGAUUGAAGGAAAAGAUAAAGGGAAGGAAAAACAAUAGAAAAGAAAGAAAUGAUGAGUGCAUAGAAAGAAGGAAAGAAAGAAAUAUGAAGGGAGCAAGAAAGAAAAGAAGAAAAUAUAAAGUGACAGAAAGUAAAAGAUCAUGAUGCUGCAGGAGAACAGAAAGUAGAAACCCUGAGUGUAGAACUAAAAUCUAUUUCUGGAUGUCUUUAAUUUUCCAGCUCAGUUUGUCAAAAUAAAGACUGAAGUAGAAACUCAAGAAGAAGAUGUUUAUUUAUAGACAGAAGAAGAGACGUAGAAAAACCUGUUAUUCAGAUAGCAGCAGACUGAACUAAAAGUCAGAGUUUUUAGUAUCAUGAAGGUCUUUUGAGCCGCGAUUCCACAAGCUCCUACUCGGCGCGGUGUGGCUCGGCUCGUCUUUGUUUGCGAGCGUUUCCAUAUGGAUUAGUGCAUGGCAUCAGGCACGAUUUUCCGUACCUUCUCAGCUGAGGUUCCAAGCGAGAUGAAGUGAGCCGAGAUGUGACGGCUACAUAGUGCAACCUAGUGCAGCCCACUGAUUGGACAGGGAGUGACGACACACGAGAGCGACUCCAGCACGAAAACAAAACCGGCAUUUAAAAAAAACUAAAGGGGAGCUGGACGGAGAAAAGUUUAUCAGGAGGUCUCUGAGCGGAUGGCCGCUCACAUAUACAGUAGACUGUAUAUAAAGAGGACAGAAGCAGCUUAGGGAGAAGCUGAAAAAGCUCAAAAAUGACUAUUGGUCCACCAAGGACCACAACGGCCGGCGUGGGUCAACCAGGAGGUGUUGGAAGAGGUUUAAUGGAAGCUAUUUACUGGCACCGCACCGCCAGCAACAGGAGGGAGACUCAGCUGCUGCAUUAUUGGAGACAUUCAAGAAUGAAUCCCUUUCCACAUGCGAAGCCCCCUCCACCUCCGUCAUGCAGCCCCCAGCUCCCCUGCCUCCUCUCCAGCACCAGCAGCGGCUCCUCUCCAGCACCAGCUUCAGGACCAGUACCAACUCGGACACCGACCCUGUCAACAUCAACUUCCAGCAAGAGGAAAAGGUGCAACAGAAAAUUGGACCUUCCAAGCGUCCUUGUGGAGAUGCAGGCCGAGAAGGAGCGGAACCAUGCCCAGCAUGAUGAGAACAUCUGGUUGCUCCUCAGCGAGGCGAGAGAGAAUGAAGCGGCCUUACAGCGGGAGGAGAUGGUCCAGAAUGCUGCCUUCAACCAGUCAUUCCUGGGUGUACUGGGGCAGCUGGUGCAGGCAGUGCUGGGUGUACUGGGGCAGCUGGUGCAGGCAGUGCUGGGUGUACUGGGGCAGCUGGUGCAGGCAGUGGGCAGCCAGAGUCCACCUCCCAGAGACUUGAGAUUUAGUUGUAUAUAGUUUUACUUUUAGCCCUCCACUGUAGGACAGGCCCACCACAGUUUGUACUUUGCACAUUGUAAAUAGUUCUGAUUUUGCUGCUGACUAAUAAACUAUUUUGUGACUUAUGUGAUUGCAUCAUAACUUUUCAUUUUGUCUGUUAAGACACUGGUAGGAAAAGAGUCAACAGUCUGAACCAAACAAUUCUGUAUUCCCUAAUAAUGCAUUUAUGUUUAAUGGGAUUUAACAUGUUUUAACACAAACUCCUUUAUGGUUCAUAAUUCCGUUGACUGAAUUACACCAAAGCAAUACUGAUUUAUCAAACUGGAAUAUUCUUAAAACAGCUGUUUUAAUGUUUUGGUGUUUAAUUUGUCAUGAAAUCUUGCUAACCUUCACAAAUAAAACAAUAGCACAGACACAUCUGCAAAAGGUACAAAAGUUUGUCAGAAUUGCAUUAAAGAAAACAAUAGCAGUCCGGGGACAGAAAAACAGAAGUAUAACGAGAAGAAUAACUUCUAACUUUUGCAUGAGACGUAGUGCAUCAGUGCAUCCUGU